This is a messenger RNA of Gekko japonicus, 332 nucleotides long. Its product is annotated as rho guanine nucleotide exchange factor 1-like. The annotation marks the transcript as partial. Gene Ontology annotation, cellular component: cytoplasm. The transcript has 2 exons. The record is from RefSeq and is a predicted model, not a curated record. Lineage: Eukaryota; Metazoa; Chordata; Lepidosauria; Squamata; Gekkonidae. Gene Ontology annotation, biological process: G protein-coupled receptor signaling pathway. Gene Ontology annotation, molecular function: guanyl-nucleotide exchange factor activity; G protein-coupled receptor binding.
UUUGGAACCAGGAGGGGCUGGGGGAGGGGAGCCCCCGCCGUCCUUUCUGCUUCCCCAGUCUGAGGAGAAUGAGCCGCGUGUUUCGGAACUGGAGCUCGAACCGCCGAACUGGCGGGAGCUCGUCGGCCCCGAUACCCUCCUCAGGCUGAAGAAAAGUGAAGUGAAGCGGCAAGAGGUGAUCAACGAGUUGUUCAUCACAGAGCAUGCCCACGUGCGAAUGCUGCGGGUGCUGCUGGAGGUCUUCUACCAACCUCUGCUGACCGAAGGCUUCUUUGGGGCCACUGACCUGGAAAACAUCUUCCCCAGCUUAGAAGACUUGGUCGAUGAACACA